AUCAUGGUUGGGCACAAAUUCAAAAACGUCCAUAUCCGAAUCCCCAUUUUUCUUUGCCCCCACAUGUGCAGGUAUCAUUUCACAACGCAUCUUUACACAACCCAUUUCAAAUUCAAUCUCAUUUUCCACCCACGACAAGACACAAAUUCAAACACCUUCAAUCGCGGAACACCCAUUUUCAAAUCAUUCCAAAAAAGCUGUACGCAGGGAAUCCAUCAUCAUUACAAUCCUCUUUAAAUCCCCUGCUUUUUGAAAGAAAUUGAGGGCAAACCAGGCAUCUAUCUGAUAACAACAGCCCAAAAAUGCUGCUAGAAUCGGCUCUGAAAGAGCCAUCCAUCGAUCUAAAUCGAAAAAAUCCAUCAUCAUCAUCAUGAUUCUCUUUAAAUCCCCUGCUUUUUGAAAAAAGUUAGGGCAAAGCAGGCAUCUAUCUUAUAAGAACAGCCAAAAGAUGCUGCUGGAAUCGGCUCUGAAAGAGCUAUCCAUCGAUCUGAAUCGGGAAAUCUAUGUAGACAAUGUGGUGCUGGAAAUGUGCUCUCCCAGUGAGUCCUUGAGCGGCCAGAAGACUUCUUCCAAAGAGAGCAGCAAGGAAACUCAAGCAACAGGGGCAGUGGAAGAACAGAGCUAUAAUAGAACUCCAGGAUCUGUGCCCUUUGGAUGGGAGAUUGAACCAGGAGUACCCAGAAAACCAAAAGCUGAAAAAUCUGAGUCCCAUUCACCCCUGAGGCUCCCUCCCAGUGCCUACACAAGCCCUAGCAGCAGCAGCAGCAGGGGCUACUUAACAUGGAACAUUUCUCCAGGGCGCCACCAUUUAUCAUUGGCUGACAGGAAAUCCCCAGCAAAUGAGUAUGAUGGGGAUGAUGAGAGCGUUGAGAUGGACAGCAAUGGAGAAGAAUAUGAGUACUCACCUGUAAGUACUCUGGACAGAAUGUCAAUGUCCCCAAAUAUUGAUAGCCUUCCUUCAAUGGAGGCAGAGGAAACAACCCACAAUUCUCCCCCUCCUGGUGAAUUGGGUUCUUCUGGAAGCAGUGCAAAGAGCUGUGCUACUCUUCUAUGGGGGGUUUUCCCCUGUUCCAGCAAAUGCUUCUUUGUUUCUUCUUGCAAGCAGAAAGAUAAGGCGAAGGCUCUGAGCAGGGCAAAUUCUGUUUCAAGCUCUGAUCUGAUGGGGGUUGAAGGAGCCCAUGAAAGGGAGAAGGAGAAGACUGGUAUGCCUGUAGCUAGUGCUCUGAAGAAGAAAAGUGGGUGUUCUGGUUGGGGUGGGAUGAAACAGGUGCGGUUCUCUGUGGAGGAGACUGCCAAUUCAAAUGGAGGGGCCUUGAGUUUUGCAGCUGCCCAGCCCAAUGAGCUCGAGUGGGCUUCUUAUGGGCUUUUCUGAAACUGGACAGAAUGUUGUUCUUUCACUUUUUUGAAUUGCCUCCAUUGCUCUGGUUCUGGUUAUCUAUAAAAUAACUCGAGCCUCUUUGCUCUUUUGUCUGGUUUUUGAGAUGGGCCUUCUGUGUUUUCAACCUUCCAUUAGGUAUUUUUUUAA
Cryptomeria japonica (Japanese cedar) is the source of this 1525-nucleotide messenger RNA. RefSeq lists its product as uncharacterized. Lineage: Eukaryota; Viridiplantae; Streptophyta; Pinopsida; Cupressales; Cupressaceae. The record is from RefSeq and is a predicted model, not a curated record. The coding region runs from base 449 to 1372 and encodes 307 amino acids. The transcript has a single exon.